This is a messenger RNA of Oncorhynchus gorbuscha (pink salmon), 3538 nucleotides long. RefSeq names its product glycoprotein M6Bb (gene gpm6bb). Gene Ontology annotation, cellular component: plasma membrane; myelin sheath. Gene Ontology annotation, molecular function: structural constituent of myelin sheath. Gene Ontology annotation, biological process: axon development; central nervous system myelination. NCBI's taxonomy places the organism in Eukaryota, Metazoa, Chordata, Actinopteri, Salmoniformes, Salmonidae. The transcript has 7 exons. Bases 106 to 957 code for a protein of 283 amino acids. The record is from RefSeq and is a predicted model, not a curated record.
AGAGAGAACGAGAGUGAGUGGAUGAGAGUGAGCGAGGGAGGGAGAGAUAGGAGGAGAACAUUCUGCUGAAAGGAAGCAUUUUUGGUGGAUGGGAUAAAACCAACCAUGGAAACUACAUCAGAAGAGAACCAAGAGCAGAGCCAGGAGAAAAAAGGUUGCUUUGAGUGCUGCAUCAAGUGUUUAGGUGGGGUGCCGUAUGCGUCCCUGGUGGCUACGAUCCUGUGUUUCUCUGGCGUGGCCCUGUUCUGUGGCUGUGGCCAUGUGGCCCUCACCGGCACCAUCAGCAUCCUGGAGAACCACUUCUCCAAGAUCACCUCUGACCACGCCAUGCUGACCGACGUAAUACAGCUGAUGCAGUAUGUCAUCUAUGGCAUCGCCUCCUUCUUCUUCCUCUAUGGGAUCAUCCUGCUGGCCGAGGGCUUCUACACCACCAGCGCUGUCAAGGAGCUGCACAGCGAGUUCAAGACCACCAUUUGCGGGCGCUGUAUUAGUGGGAUGUUUGUGUUCCUGACCUACAUCCUGGGUAUUGCCUGGCUGGGAGUGUUUGGUUUCUCCGCCGUGCCCGUCUUCCUCUUCUACAACAUGUGGUCCACCUGUGCCGCCAUGAGGUCACCAGUCUCCAACUUCACCAACGUGGACUCUAUAUGCGUGGACGUCCGUCAGUACGGUAUCAUCCCAUGGAACGCUACACCAGGCAAGGCUUGUGGGUCCACACUAGGAGACAUCUGUAAUACUAGUGAGUUCUACCUGUCCUACCACCUGUACAUUGUAGCAUGCGCUGGAGCCGGGGCCACCGUCAUUGCUCUGAUCCACUUCCUCAUGAUUCUCUCAGCAAACUGGGCCUACCUAAAGGACGCCAGUCACAUGCAUGCCUACCAAGACAUCAAAAUGAAGGAAGAGCAGGAGCUGCACGACAUCACGUCUCGCUCAAAGGAAUGUCUCAAUUCCUACACAUAAGGAUUACGUCCUCGUCCACCUCUAUGAAAACACACACACACACACACACACACACACACACACACACACACACACACACACACACACACACACACACACACACACACACACACACACACACACACACACACACACACACACACACACAGCUCCUGUAACCUGCCAGCUGCCCUCACGCAGCGCAGUAAUACAGCUCCUAACAAACUAAAGCAUCAAUGUCGCUUUCUGCAACUAACCAAGACGUGUCGGAACCUCUGUUUUGUGUUUUGUAUGUGAAUAUAUUUUUGUUUUUAUUUUUCUAAAUUGUCGAAUAAGAAAAAUAUGCAGUUUUGAACAAUUAUUUUGAUCUGUUCUUUUUUUGCUUUCUUCCUAAUCAGUCUUCGCUGGUGAAGCUUGAAACAUUGCACUAUUCUAACACAAGAACGUAAAGAAAUAGUGAAACUUGUUUUAGAGUGUCCUGUUAUGAUUCUGGCCUGACUGUUGGCCAUUUAUGAAUAAGGGAGAGCAGGAAGUUCGUGUCAGCGAGAAGAGAAUCCAUUUUUUUUUAUUUUUAUCAAAGAUGCAGUUUUGAUAACACUUCAUAGCACAACAUGAAACGCCUUACAACAUCAGUUCUAUUAAAGUAGUGCAACGUGUUGUUUUUAAUUGCACACACGUUUGGUCCUCCUGGCUUUGAAUGGAGAGAAUAUAAGGAGGAGAAAUAUGAAGGCACAACAACAUUCCAUUGUAGAACAGAACAUGCAUUGGUUGGCUUCAUUGACAAUUUAUGUUUACCCUUCUUCCCAUUAAAACUGUUAGGUUUAGAUUAAUUUUCUCUUGAUAGUAGUUUUCCUAUUUUAGGGCUGACAUUUUGUUUAAUGCUAAUUCUAGUUACAUUCGUCACAUACAUAAAUAAUGAUGCAAAAUACUAAUUCCCUCAGGUGUACAAUAGUGAGCCUACGUAGUUACUUUAGCUACAUACACAUGUAUUUUACUUAACCACGUGCCCAUGUGACUGUAAGCGAAACCGUAGUGGUUUCAGAUUUUAGUUUUAGUCCUUUUUGAAGGGUGGAAUCCCUUACACUAAAAUACAUGCAAAGGUUGUUUUUUCUCUUAGACUUUAAUUUUUAUUUUUAAACUCUGGCAAGUGAAUGGUGCCAAUAACAAUUCUACUGUUAGACUGACCAAAAUAUAUCAUCUUAAUACAUCACCAAAGUGUGAUACCAUGGGUAAUAAUUAGUAUCAUUUUUUUAUUUUUUAAAUGCAGCAAUUUAAAAUGUCAUGGUUAAUGUCUUUGUGAGAUGAAAAAUAAAUGUCAAAUUUGACAAUAGAGCAUGAGGAUGGUAUACUACCCUGUUGGACAGAGGGGCUUGUAUAUUCAAAGUAUUGUUGGGAUGAAUAAAUGCUUCCUAUUGUAUAGUGUAUGAUCUCCCACAGUUCAUUCCAAAUUCCCAGGUGACUUGAAAUUCCCAUUUGCGACUGUUACAUGUUCAUCCCUAUAACUACAAGAUACAGGAUGCUUCCAUUAUACUUGGUUGAGAAAAAAAAAAGUCUGUAACGAAACAUUUGAUAUAAUGUGAUGUGCUUUGUUUACCAUGGCAGACCUUACAACUUAGACAGUACAAGUGAAAUGUGUGAAUGUUAUCCCUUCUACAUCCAGGCUAACUCAGUCUUAGGAUGUGGAUCUAAAAACAAAAUCUGUGCUUGUAUGUGUACAAUGUAAAAAUGUUACAAGUCAGGAAUCUUUUGGUGAUGUUUCAAUCUUUUAUUUUAUUUUAUUGAAUAUAUAACCACUUAAAAAAGAAAAAAAAGUAUCAAAACCUCUUGAAUUGCAUUUCAGCAUUGUUUUUGACAUGCAAUUGUGAAAAUACUGACAAUUACUGAUGUAAUCUUUUUCUUUUAGGUAGAGAAGAAACAGGGAUAUUGAUGUUAAUUCAUUAUUGCAUGAAGGAGAACUGUUUCUGCAGUGAUACAGGUGAUGUGUAGUCAUAUGUACUGACAACUAUCGUAGGCAGUGUUUGCCCGUUUCCUUUUAUUUUUCUAACAGAGAACCAAUUAAUCCAUUGUAUGUCCAUUGUAUGUCAUCGUAGUCCUAGGUGUUUCCAAGUAUGCGAAUCCUCUAUAGUAUUUUGUAACCUAAUAGUGUACCCCAUUUUUUUCCUAUGAGUGUCAAGGGCCUCCUUGUGAAUUUAUUUCAGAUGAUACUUAAUGCAUCACAUUAUUAUGAAUAUUAAUCAUCACCAUAUAAUUGAAAAUGGCAAUCUGACCAUGAAUACGGUUCAGCCAAAGUUUAAGCCACUGUAAGUCUUGAUUGACAACAUCUUGUUUUGUGAACAAAGUGGUCUCAGAAAUAUUGUAGAACAGACGCUAAAGCGGCCUGCAGGAAGAUGACUGAUGUGAAGUGGAUGACUUUGAUCAUGCAGUCUCAUUAUACAGUGUUUCCUGUGUAUAAAGUACCAACAAAUUAUAGAAAUGGCUACUGAUCAAUCACCAGGAAGACACCAAUCCAACAUCCUGUCUGACUGGGAUCCCCUCUGACAUCUCUCUCAACAAGCCUGUUAACUGUUUUUAUGAAAAUAAAGAAAUACAAAAAUGAACUCCA